UGCAAUAAACCGCGCCAACGUGCUGAUCGCUGACGUCGCCGCACCGCGAGGUGAACACGUUGAUCAUGACGCAGGCAAGAAUCUCAUCGUUUUUCGCUGGGGUGUCGACUGCAGCGUCUCAGAGGAAAACACAACCUCAGAUUUUGUCAAAAGUGAACGAAGAUGUGGAUCUAGAUGAGAUGGCGUCAGCUAAGAAACGCACAAGUAAACGCGUAUUUCAAGAAGAUGGUGAGGAGGAGGAGGAUAUGUCCCGGAUGAAGGAGGCAAAACUACAGGAAACUGUGGAAACGACGGAAAAUGAAUCAAUGGAGAUAGUUGCCGAGAGUGGACUGAAGGAGGAUCUGAUUAAUGGUACGAAAACAGAAGGUGAGGCGCUUGAUGUUGGGCAGAAUAAAGAAAUAGAGGUGAGUGACAAGAAGCAAGCAGAAAAAGCUGUUCAUCCAUUUUUUGGAAAGCGAAGAUGUAAAGCAGUUGAACAGUCAAGCUCACAAACGAUGGCAGACAGCAAAGUCACGGAUGGUGAUCAAGAUGUUUGCAAGAUGGUGACAGACAGCUCUGAUGAUCAUGUUGAUCCAGUUCAAUAUACACCUGACAAAUUUUCAUAUCACCCAGUGAAAGAUGCAUGCUGGCAAUGCAGGCAACAGUUGCCGUAUUUGGCGAUUUGCAGAACGUUUGAAGCAAUUGAAGCUACAUCUGGCAGGCAUAAGAUUAUAUCACUGCUGUGCAACCUGUUUCGCUCGGUGAUUGCCUUGUCUCCAGACGAAUUGCUACCAUGUGUUUAUUUAUGCCUCAACCAAUUGGCUCCAGCUUAUGAGGGACUAGAGCUAGGAGUUGGCGAAACUAUCCUAGUAAAGGCAAUAGCCGAAGUCACCGGUCGCAGUGCAAAGUCAGUCAAAGCAGAGAUCGCAAAGAAGGGCGACCUGGGAAUAGUGGCAGAGGCCAGUCGAACAAACCAACGAAUGAUGUUCACGCCACCUAAACUGACCACUUCCAGCGUCUUAAAGAAACUGAAGGAGAUUGCCCAGUUAACAGGGAGCGCUUCGAUGUCAAAGAAACUGAGUCACAUCAAAUCGAUGCUCGUAGCAUGUCGACACUCAGAAGCAAGAUAUCUCAUGAGGUGGUCCGUCUUACUCACAUUUGACUGCAACAGCGUGUCAUCCAGAUUUGACUAUUUUCGUAGAUCUUUAACUGGAAAGUUGAGAAUAGGUCUCGCUGAGCAGUCAGUAUUGACAGCUUUGGGGCAUGCAGUGGUGUUAACACCUCCAGCUUCAGAGUUGCCUCUUACCGUUGUGGAUGCCAGCAAAGGUGUUGCUGCUGAGAAAUUCAAGGAAGAACUGGAUCGUGGGGCAUUGACUGUGAAAUCAGUGUACUGUGAAUUGCCUUGUUAUGACAAAAUCAUUCCCACUUUACUUGCACAAGGCCUAAAGGCACUACCAGAGGAGUGCAAGCUAACACCGGGCAUUCCUCUCAAACCUAUGCUCGCCCAUCCAACCAAAGGUGUAGCGGAAGUUUUCAAACGAUUUGAGGAUGCAGCCUUUGUGUGUGAAUACAAAUAUGAUGGAGAAAGAGCCCAGAUACAUAUUUUAGAAGAUGGAGAUAUUAAAAUCUACAGCAGAAACCAAGAAAACAACACUUCCAAGUAUCCUGACGUUAUAUCCAGGAUACCAAAGGUGUUGAGACCAGGAGUCACUUCCUGUAUCAUUGAUUCAGAGUCAGUUGCCUGGGACAGAGACAAAACACAGAUACUGCCCUUUCAAGUGCUAAGCACUCGGAAGAGGAAGGAUGCUGAUGUUUCACUAAUCAAAGUCCAAGUUUGUGUAUUCGCGUUUGACUUGCUGUAUCUCAAUGGGCAGUCUCUUGUGAAGGAGCCGUUGGAAAGAAGAAGAGAGCUCCUUCACUCAUCGUUCAAUGAGAUAGAAGGCGAGUUCAUGUUUACCAAAAGUCUUGUUUCAGCCGGUACUGAUGACAUUGCUUCAUUCCUUGACCAGUCCAUCAAAGACAGCUGUGAGGGUUUGAUGGUGAAAACACUAGCAACUGAUGCAACAUACGAGAUUGCCAAGAGAUCUCACAACUGGUUGAAGUUGAAGAAAGACUACUUGGAAGGGGUAGGUGAUACUCUGGAUCUUGUGGUGAUAGGUGGCUACCAUGGUACAGGCAAGCGGACUGGAUGUUAUGGAGGAUUCUUACUAGCGUGCUAUGACAAUGAAAGUGAACAAUUCCAAAGUAUUUGCAAGAUCGGUACAGGCUUCUCAGAUGAAGAUCUAACAAAGCACACUCAAUUCUUGAACAGCCAUGUCAUUCCCCAGCCAAAGCCAUACUACGCAUUUGGCUCCAGUGUGACUGCGGAUGUAUGGUUUGACUCAAUCCAGGUGUGGGAAAUCAAGGCAGCCGACCUGAGUUUGUCGCCCACGCACAAAGCAGCAAUAGGGAUUGUUGACUCUGACAAAGGCGUCUCUUUGAGGUUUCCUCGCUUCGUUCGCAUCCGAGACGACAAGAAGCCAGAGGAGGCGACAAGCGCCGAACAGGUUGCCAUCAUGUAUCGCAGCCAAGAACUGGUGAGGAACACCAGCGCGGCAGGCGACAGCAAGAUGGAAGGCGGCGGCGAGGAUUUCUACUAGUCACCAACAUGCUGACGAAGCGACACAGUCAACUGCUUGC
Messenger RNA from Corticium candelabrum, 2658 nucleotides. Its product is annotated as DNA ligase 1-like. Lineage: Eukaryota; Metazoa; Porifera; Homoscleromorpha; Homosclerophorida; Plakinidae. Gene Ontology annotation, molecular function: DNA binding; DNA ligase (ATP) activity; ATP binding. The transcript is spliced from 23 exons. The coding region runs from base 66 to 2618 and encodes 850 amino acids. Gene Ontology annotation, cellular component: nucleus; mitochondrion. Gene Ontology annotation, biological process: lagging strand elongation; DNA biosynthetic process; DNA recombination. The record is from RefSeq and is a predicted model, not a curated record.